Cylicocyclus nassatus is the source of this 525-nucleotide messenger RNA. Lineage: Eukaryota; Metazoa; Nematoda; Chromadorea; Rhabditida; Strongylidae. The record is from the annotation of a GenBank genome assembly.
AUGAAGGGCGGUGGUAAGGAUAGCGGGUACGAAGAUAUUAGGGUAAAUGAUUGGUUUGCAGAGGGAUGCGCAUUUUAUUUUGUAUUGGACACACUGCAGUUUUCGUUUGAACGGGCUCCAUGCGGAUUAUUUUUCACUCAAUAUUUCCUCUUUUAUUUCUCUACAUUAGUAUUCGCUUCUACGAGCGCGCUUGAUCUUCUCACUGCCUUGGGUAUAUAUUGCUAUUACAAGAACAAUACCAUGGCUGCGAGACGAUUCAAUCACAACGAUGUCAUGUUCUUCGCACAGCUGCUUCCAGUGUUGCACGUCCAACGCUCUGCUAAUCGGAUGUUUUCUUCUCAGUAUCUCUCUGGGAGCGGUCUACCAAGAUCGUCUUGGCGCUUUCCUCACUUCUACAUUUAUCAUGCAAGUCACCCAUUUUUUGGAUGGAUUCCUGAAGCAAUGUGGCAGUUUGAAUAUGGAAUGUACCUGAUAUUGCUGUCGAAAAAGUGUGGAGUUUACUACUACACACUUAUGCUGUUUUAA